Williopsis jadinii is the source of this 2940-nucleotide messenger RNA. RefSeq names its product Pff1p (gene PFF1). The coding region runs from base 1 to 2940 and encodes 979 amino acids. The record is from RefSeq and is a predicted model, not a curated record. Gene Ontology annotation, biological process: proteolysis. NCBI's taxonomy places the organism in Eukaryota, Fungi, Ascomycota, Saccharomycetes, Phaffomycetales, Wickerhamomycetaceae. The transcript has a single exon. Gene Ontology annotation, molecular function: metalloexopeptidase activity.
AUGUCUGGAGAAGAGCCUGCCCAGGGCUCAUCCAGUAGCAUAUAUAAAGGCACUACUCAUUUGGACGAACCUGUGGAGCCACAACACUAUCAACAGGAUGAGGAGCAUGAUAGCGAGGCCCUGCGCCAGCCACAUCAAUCUUCAGGCCCAACUUCCAUAUUUGUAAAGUCCUUCAGGGCUUUAUUUGGCUUCAGGAAGACCUCGUUGACGAUUUUUGUUGGACUGACGCUGUUCCUGGUAUUCAUUAGCUUGCCAUUGGCGAGAGAUUAUGCUCUUGUUGUUCCCUCACCUGAACCAAGUGAAUUGACCAGUGCAUGGUUUGACUUGCAGAAGAUAUCACACAAACCACAUCCUUACGUAUCCCAUGCGAACGACGAAGUUCACGACUACCUCAUGGAGAGAGUCACUCAGCUGGCUAAGAGUUCUGUCCUUAACAUCACCAUCGACGAUGACAAGGCUUCCAAUCUGACGUACUUUGACAUCCACUACCUCUGGAAAGAUGGAGAUGCCGACUUCAAUCCCUUGCACUAUUUUGAAAGCUCAAACAUUCUUGUGAAGAUUGAAGGAAAGGAUAGUAAGCUGGACGGCAUCCUUCUCAGUGCCCAUUACGACUCUGUGGGAACCUCGUACGGCACUACUGAUGACGGUGCAGGUGUCGCUUCACUCCUGGGAGUGUUGGAACAUUAUGCCCUCACGGGCAAACAGCCUCUGCGUACCAUAGUGUUCAACUUCAACAAUAACGAGGAAUUUGGACUGUACGGUGCUAUGUCCUUUUUCAAACACAAAUGGUCAAAGCUUGUCAAGUACUUCAUUAAUCUUGAGGGAACAGGCACAGGAGAACGUGCAGCUCUAUUCAGAACAACUGAUUAUGGUGUCGCUCAGCUCUAUUCCAGUGUGAGAUCUCCAUUUGGCUCCUCUAUAUUCCAACAAGCCUUUGCCACUGGUGUGAUUAGAAGCGAGACUGACUACAGAAUUUACCAUGAGAAUGGUCUCCGUGGUUUUGAUAUUGCGUUUUACAAGCCGAGAGACUUGUACCACACAGUGGCAGAUUCAAUUAAGCACACUUCAAAGGGCGCACUAUGGCACAUGCUUGGUAAUACUUUGGAUUUGACUAAAUCAUUGGCAAAUGCCAAGGAUAUAAGUGAUGAUGAGUCUGGUGCCGUGUUCUUUGACGUACUUGGGUUGCAGUUCUUUGUCACCUCAUUGAAUGCCUUGAUUACUGCUAAUAUUGUCCUCCUGACUAUCGUACCAAUUGCCUUGAUCUUCUUUGGGAUAAUCAUCCAUAAGAGACAGAUAUGGACAACUGGUUACAGCUGGUUUAGAUUACCAAUCUCCUUUGCACUGGGGUUGUUUUUUGCAAAUGCAGUUAACAAAUCGAUCUACUACUUGAACGGUUAUAUCGUUUCAAGGAAUUUUAUUUCACCAUUGAUUGCAGUUUCUGCAACGUUCCUUCUUGUGAACUACGGCUUUUUAACUAUAUCCCAAUCUUUGGCACCAGUUCAUGAUUUCAAACUGAUCAUCACUUUGGAAGUGUUUGUCGUUCUUUGGGUCUUGCUUCUGUAUUUCACCAUCCGGGAGAAGACACAGGUUGGAAUAACAGGUGCCUAUCUUGUGACUAUCAUUUAUGCCCUAUAUUCCAUUUCAACAAUCUUGGGGCUGUUUGGAAUUGCAGUUGCCUCUCAAAGAAAGAAACCUCUGAACGACAACCAGUACCUACAGCCUGGAAAUGUCUCCACAAGAACCACUGAUGAGUUUGAUGAAAAUACACCUUUGAUUGAUAGAGAUGACGUUGAUGAGGAAGAGGAGGCACAUCCAGAGCACAACUCAUUCACUUAUGACUGGAGUCUACAGUAUUUGGUUCUUGUUCCUAUUCCCUUGUUGCUGUCAUACAUUUCAGUGGAUGCAUCACUCGUCGGUCUUUGUCAGACUAUACAGGAGAGUCUUCAUUCUGGCAUUGUCUUUUACGAGGUCCUGCUUGCCUCUGGUAUUGCAUUAACAGUUCCAUUGUUGAGUUUUGCAUAUAAAUUGAACUUUUUGUUUGCCAUUGUUCUCAUAUUGUCCAUCAUCAUUGGAGGUUCUGAAUCGAUUCUGCAGGAUCCGUUCACCUCUGGAGCUCCAAUGAAGGUACGUUUUGCACAAACAAUUGAUCUUGACGGAACUGCUUCUCCUCAAGUUGAGAUCUUGGGCCGUACCGGUUUCUUGUAUGACAUUAUCAGUGAUCUUCCAAGUGUGAAGGAACAUCACGAGAAUGUUACUUGUACGCCUUCUGAUGACGGUAAUGAAAUUUGCUCUUAUCAGUCUGCUGAGAGACCUUAUCUCUUUAACGGUACACUCAAGGACAACUCGAUUGAGUCCUAUUUGACUGUUGAUAUUCUAAAGACAAAAGACAGCGAAGCAUCACCUUAUUCUCCAAUGAAGGCUGAGAUUCGCAUUAACGUCAAGGAGAACAGAAACUGUCUCGUCACUUUCAACACUAGUGCUUAUUCCCCUCACCAUGGUAAGUCACCAGUUCGUGUUGUCACGAUAUACGACUCGGUGAAUAAUGUGUCACUUUCUUCAAAUCUUGAUAGUGCCAGCUCUUUAUCCAAUGGUUUUACAGUCGACUCCAGUGGAAAUAAAAUCUUCAAAUGGCUUUCUGGUAUUGAUCAAAUUGCCUUACACAAGACAAAUUGGAACUCAGGUUACCAUCUGGGUCUUCAGUGGGUUCCUAAAUGGCUUGAGGAUGGCGAGGAUCAACCACCAAGUGAUUCUCCCUUGAACAAAUUAGGAGUACACGUCACAUGCCAUUGGGGAGAGUGGGACGACGUAUCAAUAGUUGAUGGUGUAUCAAGGCGGAUAAUACCUGCGUAUGAUGAACUUUUACAAUAUUCACCAGAGGCAACGUCGAUUUCUAAUCUAUACGAAGGGUUGGUAAAGAUUGACAAGUACAUUGAACUCUGA